Naegleria gruberi is the source of this 549-nucleotide messenger RNA. RefSeq names its product co-chaperone p23 domain-containing protein. The record is from RefSeq and is a predicted model, not a curated record. Gene Ontology annotation, cellular component: nucleus; cytosol. Bases 1 to 498 code for a protein of 165 amino acids. The transcript has a single exon. Lineage: Eukaryota; Heterolobosea; Eutetramitea; Acrasida; Naegleriidae. Gene Ontology annotation, molecular function: protein-folding chaperone binding; Hsp90 protein binding. Gene Ontology annotation, biological process: protein folding; chaperone-mediated protein complex assembly.
AUGUCUGUACAUGUUCCUCACGUUUUGUGGGCUCCAAGAGCCGAUCGUGUCUAUGUGACUGUUGAAGUCCCAGAUGCUACAGAUGUCAAAGUUUCAUUGGAUAAUAGUAUUUUAAAGUUUUCAGCAACAGGAGGUGAAAACAAGUAUGAAUUGGAAUUGGAAUUGUUUGGUGAAAUCAAUACCGAAAAAUCAAAAUGGAAAGUGUCUGGUAGAUCUAUUGAUCUUAACAUUGAAAGAACCGAGAGUGGCGAAUUCUGGCCAAGACUCACUAAAUCCAACAUCAAGAAUAGAAAUAUUGCUGUUGAUUGGUCAAAGUGGAUUGAUGAAGAUGAUGAAGAAGAAGAUAAUUAUGAUUGGAAUCAAUCUGGAGGUGAUGUUAAUGAUUUUGGUAUGGACAAUUUCUAUCCACCACAAGGAGAUGAAGAUGAUAUGGUUGUCGGAAAUGAUGAAGACGAAGAAGAUGAAGAAAAGCCAGACCUUUCUGAUUUAGACAAGUAAAUCCACACCUAUUAUUUAUUGCCAUCAAAAAUAAAUCAUUAAAUUAUUAUU